Heterocephalus glaber (naked mole-rat) is the source of this 4917-nucleotide messenger RNA. It is a transcript of the gene Tlr4, whose product is annotated as toll like receptor 4. Gene Ontology annotation, cellular component: lipopolysaccharide receptor complex; plasma membrane. Gene Ontology annotation, molecular function: protein binding; transmembrane signaling receptor activity; lipopolysaccharide immune receptor activity. Gene Ontology annotation, biological process: toll-like receptor 4 signaling pathway; MyD88-dependent toll-like receptor signaling pathway; inflammatory response. Lineage: Eukaryota; Metazoa; Chordata; Mammalia; Rodentia; Bathyergidae. The record is from RefSeq and is a predicted model, not a curated record.
GGUAUGAAGGCCAGCUUCCUCUUGCCGCUCCAGCCCCUGGUCACUAAGAAGUUUACUUAUAACUUCCCCUCCUGUGGCCGGGAACAUGUACCAGAAAAACGAAACUCCAGAAAGCUAAGGUUGGCACUUUCACUUCCUCCUCGCCUUUUACCCCAGCUACUUUGAAUAGUGGGGCACUCACAGGAGCGAAGAGCCCACGGCUUCAGGACCCUGCGCUCCCAGGUGCUUAUAGGGUCAGCAGGCAUGUUUGCACACGGCCAUUGCCACUCGCACAAAAUGCCAGGAUGACUCCUUCUCAGGUCCUGGCUGGGACUCUGCUUCCAGCCAUGGCCUUCCUCGCCUGCGUGAGACCUGAAAGCUGGGAGCCCUGCGUGGAGGUGGUUCCCAACAUUACAUAUGACUGCAUGGAGCAAAAUCUCUACAAAAUCCCCAGCAGCAUCCCCUCCUCAGCCAAGCACCUGGACCUGAGCUUUAAUCCCCUGAUGUUCUUAGGAAGCCAAAGCUUCACCAGUUUUCCAGAACUAGAGGUGCUGGAUUUAUCCAGAUGUGAAAUUCAAAAGAUUGAAGAUGAUGCAUACUGGGGCUUACACUACCUCUCUACCUUGAUAUUGACAGGAAACCCUAUCAAGAAUUUAGCACCAGGAGCCUUUUCUGGACUACUCAGUUUACAGAAGUUGGUGGCCGUGGAGAUAAAUCUGUCCUCUCUAGAGAACUUCCCAAUUGGACAUCUCAAAACCUUGAAGGAGCUUAAUGUUGCUCACAAUCUUGUCCGUUCCUUCAAGUUACCUGAAUAUUUUUCUCACCUGAACAACUUGGAGUACUUGGACCUUUCCAAUAACAAGAUUCAAAAUAUUUAUCAUAAAGACCUGCAUGUUCUAUAUAACAACUCCAAACUCUCUUUAGACUUGUCUCUAAACCCAAUUGAUUUUAUCCAACCUGGUGCCUUUGACAAAAUGAGGCUUCAAGGACUGACUUUGAGAAGUAAUUUUGAUAAUACAAGUGUAAUGAAAACUUGUAUUCAAGGUCUGGCCGGUUUAGAAGUCAAUCAGUUGGUUCUGGGAGAAUUUAAAAAUGAAAGGUAUGUGGAAGAGUUUGACAAAUCUGCCCUGCAAGGACUGUGUACCUUGACCAUUGAAGAAUUCAGGUUGUCAUAUUUAGAUGACUUUCCAAAAAAUAUUAAUGGCCUCUUUAAUUGUUUGGUAAAUGUUUCUGCAGUGUCUCUGGCACAUGUGUAUUCAAGGAGACUAGAAGGCCUGCCUAAAGAUUUAAAAUGGCAAUCUUUAGAGUUGGUGAAGUGUAAAGUUAAUCAAUUUCCUGCAUUUUCAAUCCCCUCUCUCAAAAGGUAUAGUUUCACAGCCAACAGAGGUGUGAACAGUUUUACAGACCUUACACUGAAAAACCUUGAAUUUCUAGAUCUCAGUGGAAAUGGCAUGAGUUUCAAGGGUUGUUGUUCUGUGAAAGAUUUGGAAACACCUAAUCUGAAGUAUUUAAAUCUAAGCUUCAAUGAUGUUAUAAGCAUGAGCUCAAACUUCAUGGGUUUGGAACUACUGGAGCGUCUGGAGUUUCAGCAUUCUACUUUGAAACAGACCAGUCAAUUUUCAAUGUUCUUAUCACUCAGCAGACUCCUUUAUCUUGACAUUUCCUAUACUCACACCCAUGUUGCCUUCCAUGGCAUCUUCAGUGGCUUGUUCAGUCUCCAAGUCUUAAAAAUGCCUGGCAAUUCUUUCAAGGACAACACCCUUUCCAAUAUCUUCAUGGAGGUCACUAACUUGACCCUUUUGGACAUUUCAGAGUGUCAACUGGAACAUGUGUCCCAGGGAGUAUUUGACAAACUUCUCAGGCUUCGGGUCCUAAAUAUGAGUAAUAACCACUUCUUAUUACUGGAUGCACUUUCUUUUAAACCUCUCCAUACCCUCCAGAAUCUGGAUUGCAGUUCCAAUAGAAUAGCAUCUUCCAAUGGGCAAGAUCUGCAGCAUUUCCCAAGCAAUCUAACUACCUUAAACCUUACUCAGAAUCCUUUUGAUUGUUCUUGUGAGCACCAGAGUUUCCUGCAAUGGAUUAAGGACCAAAGGCACCUCUUGGUGGAAGCUGAACGAUUGGAGUGUGCCAUGCCUCCAGAUAUGCAGGGUAAGAUGCUGCUGAGUUUUAGGAAUGCCACCUGUCAAAUACCCAAGGUUAUCAUCAUUGUGACAGUGGUCAGUGUCCUUGUGGUGUCUGUUAUAGCAUGUUUGGUCUACAAAUUCUAUUUUCACCUCAUGCUUCUUGCUGGCUGCAAAAAGUAUGGUCAAGGCGAAAACACCUAUGAUGCCUUUGUCAUCUACUCAAGCCAAGAUGAGGACUGGGUGAGGAAUGAGUUGGUAAAGAACUUGGAAGAAGGUGUGCCACCCUUUAAGCUCUGCCUGCACUACAGAGACUUUAUUCCUGGUGUGGCCAUCGCUGCCAACAUCAUCCAGGAAGGUUUCCACAAAAGCAGGAAGGUAAUUGUGGUGGUGUCUCAGCACUUUAUUGAGAGCCGCUGGUGUAUCUUUGAAUAUGAGAUUGCUCAGACCUGGCAGUUUCUCAGCAGCCGAGCUGGCAUCAUUUUCAUUGUCCUGCAAAAGUUGGAGAAGUCCCUGCUCCGGCAGCAGGUGGAGCUGUAUCGCCUUCUCAGCAGGAACACUUACCUGGAGUGGGAAGACCAUGGCCUCGGGCGGCACAUCUUCUGGAGACGACUCAGGAAAGCCCUGAUGGAUGGAAAAUCAUGGAAUCCAGAAGAACAGCAGAUGCAGAAAACAGCCAGAAAGAAGCAGCCACUUUGACCUGAGGAGGAAAAAAGCUCCAGAGACACUUCUUGCCCAGCUAGAGACAAUAUUUGCUCCAUAGCAUGACAGGGAUCAUGCUAUGGGCAAGUGAUUUGAGGACGAGCAAGAUACACAUGACUGCUAAUUUCAUGAAGCUUACAGCGUGGGGUGGCAUAAAUGCUGUGCUAAAAUUCAGAACCUUCCAAGUGUGUUUCAACCAACUAAGCUCGAGUGUCAUGACUAUGGAAGCCUCCAACUCUUUCGCCAUCAAAUUGAACAAGAGGCUGGGUGCCAGAGAGUGCAGGAAAGAGCAUUAUUUUUUUCUGGAGCCAUACGAAUGGGAUCCCUGUCACGUAUUAUGUGUUUUUUGCUAUCUUAAAAGAGUUUGGGGAUGUUUCAACUGAACUGGAUGUUGAUUUAUUCCUUUUAUGUUGAAUAUAAUGGAAACUCUGGAUGAUUCAAAUGGCUCCUAUUUCAGGAUUCCCAUUCCAUUUCAUGUCCAUUUCCUUGGUAUUGUAACUAAUUACUAAGAAAACCUGACAAACACAUGCUCAAAAAUAUCCUGAUCAUUUCUUAGUACAGUCUCAUUAUUAAAUAAUUCCUAAUAAUUUUAUUUUUAUAAAUCCAGUUCUCAUUUCUCAUGUCCUGCCCAUAAACUCACAUCACAAAUAAGGCAGUUAGAGAUAUGCUGGAUAUAUUCAUAUUUAAUGACAAUUUUUCAAGCAAGUAUGUAAAAUACACUCUAUCACUUUGUCACUUGAUGUCAUUCUUAAGUUAUUACCUACUAAGUUAUGGCUGUCAUAAAGACAGCAUUAAAAUAAUUUGGUUGAAAAGGGCAUUUUUUAAUAGGAGGAGAAAAGUCCAACUUGCUGUUCUCAUGAAGAACAGUGAUUUUUAGGUGUGGGAAGGCAAGUGUGAUACCUUGUAAGACCACUUCUCCUUGCUGAUUCCGGAAACAUUUGGGUUAGUAUCGCCAGAGUGACUCCAUGAAAUAAGUUGCAGCAGAGGUUUCCUCUCAGAAUGAGUGUUGUUAGGUGGAAAAUUGGGUCCUUUCAGGGAGCUGUAGAGGGCUGGAAUUCCUCCCUUUCACCCUCUCCAUCAUUGUGAAAUGAUUCAAGAUAGGGUCUAUACACUGCUGCUUCCUGUUGGGUACACUACUGCUUCCUGUUGGGUAUCACUUCCUGACCUCUUUUUUGAAAGAGUAGAUGUAGCCAUUGAGAAAACUGUGUGCCCAGCAUUAAUGGGCUCAUGGUAAGGGGAGUUCCCAGUAGAGUAGUUCACUCCAUUUCUUUAGAAAUAGUACCAAAAAAAAAAAAGAGUAAUGAGGACAUCAUUAGAGAAAUCCAAAUCCAAACCAUAACAGAUAUCACUGUAUACCAGUUAGAAUCGGCAUUAUCUAAUUAAUAUUUAUUAAGCAAAUUAUAUUAAUAUACUUUAUACAUAUAUGCAAAACAUAUUGCAUAUGUAUUUUAUAUAUAAAAUAUAAUUCAUAUGGGUGUGUUGUACAGGAUAAGGAAGAAGUUCUGGAGUUCUUCAACACUAUAAGUGGGAGUAUAAAAUGGUGCUGCCAUUGUAGGAAACAGUGUGACAAUUCCUCAGAAAAAUAAAAAUAGAACUGUCAUGUGAUCCAGCCAUCCCGUUUCUAGAUGUACACCUAAAGAGUUGAAAUCACAAUCUCAAAAAGAUAUCUGCUCUCCCAUGUUAUUUGCAGUUAAUAUUCACAAUAGCCAAAUUAUGAAAACAACCUUAAUGUCUAUUGAUCAAUAAAUGUUUAAAGUGUCCCAUAUUACAGAUAGAUAGAUAGAUAGAUAGAUAGAUAGAUAGAUAGUGGAAUAUUAUUCUGCCUUUAAAAAGAAGAGAACCUUGGUAUUUGCAACAGCAUAAAUAAACCCAGAGGCCUUUAUAUGAGUUAGUCCUAAAGAUCUCCUGUGUAGCAUACUGCCUUUAAUGAACCAUAAUGUUUUACACACUUGAAAAUUUGUUAAAACUGUAGGUCUCGUGUUGAAUGUUCUUACCACUCACACAUACACAAAUGCUUUUUAAAAAUAGAUACAGGAGACUUUUGUAGAUAAUGAGUAUAUUUUAUUACCUUGGUUGUGGUGAUGGUUACUCAAAUACAUGUUUAUGUUCAAACUCA